Molecule: messenger RNA, 729 nt
Organism: Salvia hispanica
Lineage: Eukaryota; Viridiplantae; Streptophyta; Magnoliopsida; Lamiales; Lamiaceae
Product: transcription factor MYB114-like
Biological process (GO): regulation of DNA-templated transcription; cell differentiation
Cellular component (GO): nucleus
Molecular function (GO): transcription cis-regulatory region binding
Source: RefSeq, a predicted model, not a curated record
AUAAAUAGGGAGUUCUCACAUUUGAAAGCAUGAAAGAAUUUUCCAUGGGAGCCUCAACUUCGAUGAAAGAGAAGCAGAGGGCGUCCAGGAAGGGGCUCAACAGAGGGCCGUGGACGGCGGAGGAGGACCGGAGAAUUGCAGCAACCGUCGCUGCCCAUGGUGCCAAGCAGUGGACCACCAUUGCUGCUAGAUCAGGUUUAUCGCGUUGUGCUAAGAGCUGCAGGCUGAGAUGGAUGAAUUAUCUGAGACCAAACAUCAAGAGAGGAAACAUGUCUGACCAAGAAGAGGACUUGAUCAUCAGGCUGCAUAAACUCCUCGGAAAUAGGUGGUCGUUGAUAGCAGCUAGGUUACCAGGUCGAACAGACAAUGAGAUCAAGAACUAUUGGAACCAUCAUCUCCGCAAGAAGUCAUGGGAGAAAAGGGUAUUGGUUGCAGGGAUUUCGAGCGAAGAAAUGGCCUCCAAGAGUGCUCAGCAAACUGCAGAAGAGAAGGAAACAAGUGUUGGUAGCAAAGUUGUGGAGAAAUCAAAGGAAUCAGAAGCCAGGAUUGAUGAUUUUGAUGAUUUCUUUGAUUUCUCUAAUGAGAAUCCCUCCACUUUGGAGUGGGUAACCAAAUUUAUCGAGUUUGGUGGAUUUUAGUUGUUUUUCAUGUUUGAAGUCUGUUUCUGGGCCUUCUUGAAUUUUGUCGAACUAUUGACACAAACCAAGGUGUGUAAACGGACAUUUAUCA